Messenger RNA from Ylistrum balloti, 771 nucleotides. RefSeq lists its product as uncharacterized. NCBI's taxonomy places the organism in Eukaryota, Metazoa, Mollusca, Bivalvia, Pectinida, Pectinidae. The record is from RefSeq and is a predicted model, not a curated record. The transcript has 5 exons. Bases 1 to 681 code for a protein of 226 amino acids.
AUGUUAUGUCGACAGUUGACCAUUGGCUACGACUGUGAAAAUUAUCAGAUCUACCAUGUGAAUGAAAAAGAUACCUAUUCCAUUACGUGGAAUGGUGGAAGUAUACCCAGUUACUGUUCCAUCGGAUUCGUUGGUCGUGAUAAUGGUUACAUGAACGAGUACAAAGUGUGUAUAACGAAAACAAAAUGGUCACUUCCAAACUGUGGAGCGAAGGUCAAAUACGAGAAAGGGGUCAUGAGCUCGGUUUCAGAGAUAUAUAACUGCUACGUCACCCCCACGAAAUGGUGUGGUGAAUCUGACGAUUACGUGGAUGUUGUCUUUGAGGCUACCUCCAAUUUGGAGCAAGGGUCAGGAGAGAUUGAACUAGAGGUUACAGCCGUUAUGACGUAUAACUAUAACUUGACAAUUGGGGUAGCAGUCGGCGGGUCCAUUGGUGGUCUGUUUUUCCUAGUGCUUGCUAUAGUGCUAAUUUCAAGAGCAAGGGCUCGCCAAUGCCAACGCCGACCUGUUAUUCUCACGUCAGGUUAUGCAGGGUCUCCUCCUUCACAAGGUCUUACGAAUCCUGUCAUGUAUUCAUCAACGAGUGGGACAUAUCCGGAUAAUGCCAAACCGCCUCCCUCCUACGAAAGUGUGAUGAACAGUCAGGCCUACAAUUGCCCACCACCAACAGCACAGACAUAAUGAACUAUGCAGGACAUAUUUCUGUCUAAGGUGAAAAAGGCAUGAAGGACUGUUCAACUGCAUAGUCUGACAGACACCAAAAAGACUGAA